This is a messenger RNA of Salvelinus sp. IW2-2015, 2209 nucleotides long. The record is from RefSeq and is a predicted model, not a curated record. Lineage: Eukaryota; Metazoa; Chordata; Actinopteri; Salmoniformes; Salmonidae.
AGAAGAAGAGUGGAUCCUCUCGCUUCGCCUCUUCCUCUAUGCUGAUAGCUAUUGUACCUCUUUGGUAGUUGCUAACUAGCGGUUCUUAGCGUCAACGUUAACAAGCUUCAUCGAAGGUCCAAGAAGUCUUAAUUCCAGGUCACAGUAAUUAGUGCUGCUAGCUACAUAAACACAACUGACUGGAAUCCACACGAGCUCCGGUGUGUGAGUAUUCCAUGAUCAGAUCAACAUAAGCUGAUUUGUUAUUAAUCACAGCAAUUAAGAUGGGGAAAUUAUCAUUUGUGCGGGAGUCAAUGUCAGACUCGAUCAAAUAACGUAUAGUUGUGUUCUGAAUCUGUCCAUGAAGAGUGUUCCAUCUACAUUUAUUUUCCAUUAGCAGACAAUGUCUUUGGCUCGGAUAUUGUGCCGUUUAAAUGGCUAUUUGCAACCCAUAUCGAAAGCACGGGCUCCUUUAGUCUCUGGAUUCAUACGAACCCAGAAUGAAGUGAGACGUUGGCAGCAUAAUGCUCCACAAUCGACGAGUUGUCACUGGCAGCUUCAGGAAGACUGCCUUGAGCUCAGCUAUGGAGGGCUUGUGAUGCACUUUGCCUAUGUGUGGCUACGGGAUCAUUGCCAAUCUGCCUCCUGCUUCAACAGCAAGACCAACCAGAGGAACCUGGAUACAGCAAAUGUGGAGCUAAACAUACGUCCUGCCAACACCAGGGUGGAUGAUGAGAAUAUCUUCCUCACAUGGCCUGAUGGUCAUGUGACAAGGUACAACCUGAACUGGCUGGCUCAGAACAGCUAUGAGGUACAGAAGCAGAGUGCCAUGCAGCCACACAUCAUCUGGAACUCUGAUAUCUAUACCAGUGCCAAGGUGCCCUCUGCUAACUGGGACAUGUUUAUGAGCUGUGAUGAUGAACUGAAAAAGUUCCUUGGGGGCUUUCUGCUGUACGGCAUUGCUUUUGUGGAGGGUGUCCCGCCGACUGUUGAGGCCACAGAGACUCUUACCCAGAGGGUCAGCCUCAUCAGGGAGACUAUGUAUGGCAAGAUGUGGAACUUGACAUCCGAUUUCUCCCGAGGAGAUACUGCCUACACCAAACUGGCACUGGACCGUCAUACAGACACCUCAUACUUCCAGGAGCCAUGUGGGAUCCAAGUGUUCCAUUGCCUUAGGCAUGAGGGAACAGGAGGAAGGACACUACUUGUAGAUGGAUUCUAUUCUGCUGACAAAGUGCUCCAGAAGACCCCUGAGAACUUUGAUCUGCUAGCACGGGUUCCUAUCAAGCACGAGUACAUUGAAAAUGCCAGCGACCACCGUAACCACAUGAUCGGCAUUGGCCCUGUGCUCAACGUGUAUCCCUGGAACAAUGAGGUGUACAUGAUCCGAUACAAUAACUACGACCGUGCAGUCAUAAACACAAUCCCCCAUGACAUUGUCAAGCGAUGGUAUGUGGCUCACAGAGAGUUGACCACAGAGCUGAGGAAGCCGGAGAAUGAGUUGUGGGUCAAACUGAAGCCUGGAAAGGUUCUCUUCAUUGAUAACUGGCGUGUCAUGCAUGGCCGGGAGUCCUUCACAGGCCUGCGGCAACUGUGUGGCUGCUACCUGACCAGAGACGACGUCAUGAACACUGCCCGCUCCCUGGGUCUGCAGGCCUGAGUGAAGAGCCACCCUGAGUCUCCAACCCUUCCAGCCAACACCAAAGUCCUUUAGAGAUAAAGCACCAUCACCCAAUCAGUCAUACAUGUUUAAGGUGACCGAAAAGUCUUGUAGAAUCAAAUCGUUUUUCUAUUAUGAGUAUUUACUGAGUGAAAUCAAGUAUUUCCACUGCAUGAAUGCAGUUAUAUAUUGUUAAUGCAGAACUAAAUGCCAUUCCUAAUAUGGGCAUAAAAUAAUUGUACUGUACUUUAGAAAUGUUCUCUACCCAGAAAUAUUUUACAUGUGGAGAUAUUGUUAGACUUGAUGAAGUCAAGAAAAUGGACUGUGAUCUGUUUGGGAUUUAAGAUUUGUAGACAUGCAUUAAGCUCUUGUCACAACAAUCAUAUUUUGAACUGGAACUUAACAUAUUGAGGUGUUUAACUAGAUUUUUGGCUUUGUUUUAGGGAUUUGUUUCUAGUAUUUCUGAAGUACUUUUGCUAGUCAUUUGUUUAUGAAUGUAUUAGGAAAUGUUGCCUUGUUUACAUAAUGAAAUAAAUUGGGUGAUUUUUCAGCACCUUUUCUCCUGAUUUA